AAACCACCCUAAAUUAAACCUCCCAUCACCAAAAUCACAGCUCUGGCCUCUUCCUCAACCCAAUCUCUUGCUCUUAUCUCUUCGAUCAUCAUUAAUAUAACUUGCUUCGCUACAAAACAGAGAGUAGAUAUAUAAACAUUAAGAUGAGCAGUAGACCAGGAGAUUGGAACUGUAGGUCAUGCCAACACCUCAAUUUCCAGCGGAGGGACUCGUGCCAACGGUGCGGGGAGCCAAGGCCUUCUGCCGGUGGCGGCGGAGACUACUUUGGUGGAAGAGGCAUGAUGAGCUCAUCCUCUUUUGGGUUCAACACAGGCCCUGACGUGAGGCCCGGUGACUGGUACUGCGCCCUAGCCAAAUGCGGUGCCCACAACUUCGCUAGCCGUUCUAGCUGCUUCAAGUGUGGCGCUUCAAAGGACUUCUCCUCCUCUGAUGGUGAUUAUGAAAGCGAUUUAACUUCUCGUAUGAGGGCGUUUGGGUUCAGUGGUGGUAGUGGUAGUGGUGGCGGCGGCGGCAGCUCUGGUCGCUCUGGAUGGAAAUCUGGAGACUGGAUUUGCACCAGGUCUGGCUGCAAUGAGCACAAUUUUGCUAGCAGGAUGGAGUGUUUCAGGUGCAAUGCUCCCAGAGAGUCUGGCAGCAAGUCUUCAUAUUAAAUUAUAUCACAUUCUCCAGUUUUGGUGUAUCAAUGAAUCAUAAUUAAAUUUGAUUCAUCUAAUUUCUAGGUACUGCGGCGCAUGAUUCCGAUGGAUUGAUGAGGAGAAUGGAGGAUAAGAUUAAUUAUACAAGAUGUUCUACAAUAUUCUAAAGAGUGUUUUUUUUUUUUUUUUUUGGCCCUAGUUGAUCUAUAAUUUUGUUCUCUUUAGAUGAAUUUGUUUGAGGAUUUGAAUGAGAUCAUCACCAAUUUAGCAUUCUGUGAGCUUAAUUAAUUUAGUUAUGUGCCGUCAUGUAUUACUAGCUAGUUUUAUAUAUAUGUGAUCUGUUUUUUUACAACCAUUUCUAGUUUAAAUACUACUCUUAAGUGUGCUUAAGAUCUCUA
Messenger RNA from Tripterygium wilfordii, 1033 nucleotides. RefSeq names its product zinc finger Ran-binding domain-containing protein 2-like. The transcript has 4 exons. The record is from RefSeq and is a predicted model, not a curated record. Gene Ontology annotation, cellular component: cytoplasm. Gene Ontology annotation, molecular function: mRNA binding. Lineage: Eukaryota; Viridiplantae; Streptophyta; Magnoliopsida; Celastrales; Celastraceae. Bases 144 to 650 code for a protein of 168 amino acids.